Molecule: messenger RNA, 560 nt
Organism: Rosa rugosa (rugosa rose)
Lineage: Eukaryota; Viridiplantae; Streptophyta; Magnoliopsida; Rosales; Rosaceae
Product: probable CoA ligase CCL6
Exons: 5
Coding region: 71-439 (122 amino acids)
Biological process (GO): cutin biosynthetic process; wax biosynthetic process
Cellular component (GO): membrane; endoplasmic reticulum
Molecular function (GO): long-chain fatty acid-CoA ligase activity
Source: RefSeq, a predicted model, not a curated record
GAUGUCAGGUUUUUACUGGACAAGCUUCAGGAAUUAAAGCCUACCAUGUUUUGUGGGGUUCCUUGAGUUUAUGAUCGUAUAUACACUGGUAAAACAGAUUCAUCAAUUUGAACUGUAUAGAUGUACUGCUAGUAAAGUUUCAUCUGGUGGUGUGCUUAGGAAGGCCCUUUUCCAGUAUGCAUAUAACUACAAGUUGGCAAAUCUGGAGAAGGGUUUGCCACAAGAAAAAGUGUCACCUCUCUUGGACAAGCUUGUAUUUAACAAGAUAAAACAAGCAUUAGGAGGACGAGUUCGUAUAAUGUUGUCUGGUUCUGCGUCUUUGCCCAGGCAUGUGGAGGAAUUUUUUAGGGUCACCAGCUUCAGCACUUUAUCACAAGGAUAUGAUUUGGGUUUAUGGGAACAGCUUCGAGUCAUUUCUUGUUGCUGUGGUUGUUCCUGACAGAAAGGCCUUGGAGGACAGGACAGCUGAGCAUCAUUUGACUGAUGACUACAAAUCAUUGUGUCAAAAGAUGAAGGCAAGAAAAUACAUUUUGGAUGAGCUCAAUAGCAUGGGUCAGAAA